This is a messenger RNA of Moneuplotes crassus, 1680 nucleotides long. NCBI's taxonomy places the organism in Eukaryota, Ciliophora, Spirotrichea, Euplotida, Euplotidae. The record is from the annotation of a GenBank genome assembly.
AUGAUUUUAUCCCGUGUCACUCAAAAUGGAGCCUGAAAAAGGCUCCUCAUUCAGAACCCAAUGAGGUACAAGAGAACAUUUAAUCCAAUGAAAUCCAUUCAGCAGGAGCUUAAGAUAAACGAGAGUAUGCUCAUUAGUAAGCAGGAGUUUGAAGAGGUUGAAGCUACUGGAGUGCCAUUCCUACUCCACAACAAGCAGCUUAUGAAAAACAACCCUAAUAAUCCAAAUGCUGGAGAAUCUUUCCUUGAGAAUAUUAAAGUGUAUGAAGAAACUCUUGAUGAUACUUCAAAGAAGUUCUACUUGACCAAAAUAGCUAACAAAGGAAAAUGAACUGCGAGGGGUACGAAAUUUUACAAAGAUCGGACAGUUAAAAUUCGGCCUGAAAACUUCCGUAAAACAGUGGAUGGACAAUCUCUGUCCCUGCUCUCAAUAGAUACAUCAGGAGUGGACAAGAGUCACUAUGGAGACUUCACCCUCUACGCAAUGUUGAAAUUGGCUGCCCAAAAAGGCGUCUGAAAUACCUUCAAAACCUCGAAUCACUGUAGAAAUGGCCGAAGUGAGAGGAUCCUUGGAAGAGUGAUUGACACUUUGAUCAAGAAAUAUGGGUAUUCGAGAGAAGAGUUCAUGCUUAUUACUGAAAGUGGAAAAUUGUAUGAAGAUGAUAUCUCCAACACUCCAUCCCUCCUCACUAUUGAAAACCUAAUCUCCAACAGACAAAUGCACUACACAGAUGUUGUCUCCAUGAGCAACUACUGUAUCCACCCAGCUUACCUCAAAAUUCAGCUUGAAAAUACUCUUCAAAACAUGAUGGUCUCAACUAUGGAUGUAAACCUGCUCCAUUACCCCCUCGAAAAUAUUGCUUGUGAGCAUAAUAAGAAAGAGACAUCCUACAGAGUCCAAAAGGCCUUCGAGUUCUACGAAGAGAUGAUCCUUGCUGGCAAGCUCAGGUCCUAUGGCAUGACAUGCAGGCAAGGGGCAACUCCACAAAUUACAGAACAAGGCAUGGAACAUCUGAAACAGAAAUAUCCAAACAUUACUGAAGGAAUUAAUAAGAUCGCCAAGGCAGAGCUGAUCCUGGAUCUCCAGGAAGUCACUGCCCUUGCUGAAGCUGUCGGUGGUAAGAAUCAUGGAUUCAGAUAUGUUGUCACCCGGUUGUCUAAAGAUGAGCAUCACCCACUCAUAACUAGAUAUAUAAAGCUCAAGAAGGGAAGUCCAGAUAUGUCCUACUACGAUGAUGAGUUCUUCAAAAACAUUGAUGUAGUCUCCAUGGCAGAAUACUGUAAAAUGAACAAAAUUAACUUAAUUGGUCAGAACAAUAGGCAUUCCAAAAAUGAUUCUAUUAGCAAAGAACUGAAUCUGAGUCAUAGAGAUCAGCAAAAGGCCUUUAACCUACACAAGAACAUCACUUCAGUGGUUCCUUUUACCAAGUCAUGAGUGAGCAUCACACAUGAUUUCAUUGAUUUCGCAACCUUCCAAUUCUUCAUCCAGAAAUAUAACGCACCCUUGAGGCACAGCAGAUAUGCUAAAGCUAAGUUUAAUCAGAUUGAGUUCGAAACCUAUUUCAGCCCAGAAGAAAUCAAGAAGAUGGAGGAACGCGGUAAGAAUAUGACUGAAGAAGAGUGGCUUAAAGAGCUUGAAAAGGCAGAACAGGCUUCUAAGAUGACAUAGGCAGAAGGACCU